AUGGGCAAUGCAUGUUUCGCAUGGUCAGUGGUGACUACUCUGCAUCCAGCCGAGAGACACGCAGAACGGAAAUCGUCGUAUCCUCAUUACACAUCGGUGCUAAAUCUUACAGACAUUAAGUUUCCAAUGACGCUGGAUCAAAUUAAAAAUUUUGAAAAUCACAACAUCUCUAUCAACGUCUACAGCAUCAAGAAAAAAAACAAGGAACUUGCUAUCCUGCCAAUACGCCUCACCGAUCAAAAGAUGGACAGACAUGUAAAUCUGCUGUACAUGCAUGACGACAACGUGGGACAUUUUGCAUGGAUUAAGAACCUAACCUAUUCCGCCUUGUGUUUGCACUACUUCCUUUGCACCAGCUCCAGCGAAAAAUUGGAAGCCCACACCGUCGACUGUCGGGAGAUGAACGACUGCGCGAUCAAGUUACCGAGCGAUAACGACAAGUGGUUGGCUUUUAAGAAUCCCAACAGGAAGGAACGAGUUCCGUUUAUCGUAUACGCCGACCUGGAAUGUACUCUGGAAAAGAUGGAAGCGGAUCCGGAAACGUCCAGGUACACACAUCAACAUCAUCGCGUAUUUAGCAUGGGAUACUACGUGCAUUGCUCGUACGACGAGUCGUUAUCAAUGUAUCGGUUUCGUCGCGAUAAGGAUUGCGUCGCGUGGUUCGCCAAGGAGCUAAGACGUUUAACUCACGACUACAUGUUACCGUUGUAUUGCAACAAGUGUAAAGUCACGUACAGCGAUACGGACAGUCUCAUUUAUCACAUCGAGUGCGACGAUGUGUAUGAUACCAUGAAGCGCUACAUUAAUAGAUUUGACACUAGCGAUUAUGCGAUCGAUCAUGCGUACGGUAUCAAACUCGCCAAUAAAAAAGUUCCGGGCUUGAUGAAGGACGAAAACAACGGUGCGAUAAUGACUGAAUUCGUCGGGCUUAGAGCAAAGAUGUACGCCUUGCGAGUAGACGGUAAGAAAGAUACGAAAAAGGCUAAAAGUGUUAAGUGUAACGUCGUAGCCAGGGGCGAGUUCGGAAACGAUCCGACGAGCAUGCCCGAUGGAGAAGAUACCGACUAA
This is a messenger RNA of Temnothorax curvispinosus, 1068 nucleotides long. RefSeq lists its product as uncharacterized. The coding region runs from base 1 to 1068 and encodes 355 amino acids. The record is from RefSeq and is a predicted model, not a curated record. NCBI's taxonomy places the organism in Eukaryota, Metazoa, Arthropoda, Insecta, Hymenoptera, Formicidae. The transcript is spliced from 4 exons.